AUUGCUGAAUUAGGCCUAUAUCCUCUAAAACAUAAAGUGUUGUUUUUCCACUAACCAUCGAUCAAUAACAAAAAUUAGAAUAAAUUUGGGGUGUCUCAUUUAGGCUCUAAGCUCAUCCCUUUUAGUUAAAACAUUCAUUUUCAUUGGCUUAUUAUUGUGUGGUGGGAGUCGUUGUGUGCGCUCUGUACUUACGCAACAGAGAGCCUCUCUCUGCGGCUGGUUCGCGAGGCAAGGACGAAAUUAAAGCAGGCAUUUUUGUAUUCCAUUUUUGUCUAAUCCUACUGAUUUCUGAAGGGAUUACCGGACCAGUCAUCAUUGAGAGACCGCUCUGGCUCGCCUGACACUGCCUGGACCGGGAGCUGUGAGUGGAAGAAACACAACAUUAGGGUCUGGAAAAUCAUUAAGGAAUCUUUUGUUUUCUUUUUUUUUAUCCUGAGGGGAAAGUUGCUCCGUCUUCUUGCUUGACUACCGACCUGAGGAUGCGCAAUACAUCAUAUGCACGGUUGUCGCAGGUUGCAUGGACGGAUCUAUCUGGACUUUACUGUGCAUGACCAGCCAAUGGAGGAAGAGAAGGUGGUGGAUGAUAUCAAAGCAAAAUCCACUUCCCCUUUACCCUCUGGGCUUCCCAUUAACUGGGGGCUCAUUACCGGCCCUGUCCCUGAGCCUGUUUUCCCAGCAUCCUCUUUGGGCACCUCACUUCCCCCGCCUCAAAGUUCAGCUGUGCACGCUCUACAGACCAAGGUGAGAUCCCUCACUCAGAGAAGGACAAGAGCGAGAGACAGAGAGAAGGAAAGAGAGAGGUUGGACGCAGAGGUGCUGUUAAGCAGUCCAGCAGGGCAGAUUUCAUCUGAAGUCCUUCUCAGACAGAGGCCCAGAGGAAAGGGUCCGGUUCCACUGCCUGCAACCUCCUGGCGAUCAGGUGCUGUGAAGAACUUGAGCAGUAGCGAUGAGGAGGAGGAGGUAGAGGUGCAAGUCAGGUUGGAGAUUCACAGCCCUCCAGCUGAAGCACAAGGGCAGCAGGUUUUCCAAGAGGCGUUGGAAACUGAAGAAGAGAAGACAGAGAGAAAUGAGGCUCAUGUCAGUUUUCUGACAGGCCAGCCUUGUGGACUUGGGGAGGGCACCAGUCUGGAGAGCCUUCUGUCUGAUAACUCGAGCAGUAGUAAGGAUGAGCCAUCCCCUCUUCCUCCACUACCUUUGCUCUCCUGCUCUUCUGCCACCUCAUCUGCUUCUACAACAUCUUCCUCCACGUCUACCACAACAACCAGACACUGGGCACCUCCAAAGGGCUUCUGGAGAGUAGCUCGCCCAGAAACAUUGCUUCUAAAUGGUGUUGGCCCAAACACACCCUCCACUUUACCUUCAAAGGACUAUACUCAGACAGAAGCACCGGGAGAGCCUCAGAGGAAGUCAAAACCUGCAGCAGAGGCAGGUACCAGGAGCGCUGCGGGAAGUGUGGUGGAUGACAGCGAUGCAUCCUCAGAAUUCAAGCACUCAGACAGCGUGGACUGCUACUUGGACAGGUAUGAGCAGAAGGAGACAGACGCCACUGACCCAGUCAAAGAGCUGUGCAGUUCAGACAGCUGGGAGAGCACGUCUUCACAAAGUGGGAUGCUCUUGGCAGAUGAGAAACUGAAGGUGAAGCAGAGGGCUUACGCAAAGUUAAGGGAAAGACAACAAAACUGCAGGGAGGAGAGAGAGCAAAGUGGUGAAGAAAGCACCAGCCAGCAUGGAGACGCAACAAACAGAGUGGAUUGUAAAGGUGCCCCUGGGGUUUUGGACAUCUCAGACUCAGCCAUUCUUGCCCAGGAACUUGAACCCUAUUUGAGGUCUCUUCUCGUAAUCAAUGAUGACCUUCCUCUGAGCCCAAGACAUGAGCAAGCCAAGCGUCUCCUGGAGCGAGCACGACUCAAGGCUCGUUCCACUCAUGUUAAAGGCGAUCGCCCCUGCAGACGCUCCCAUUCUGAUCAGAGAUCCACAGCUAAGAAGCAACAAGUUGAGUCUCCCUGUGCAGCAUCAGUACAGAAAGUUGUUCAAACAAAAGAAGAUCUUACAGCUCAAACUGUAUCUGGUCCCCUCCUCGUCCCCGACCAAAAAGACACUUCCCCCAGUGAUCAGGGCAGUCGAUCCAGACGGUAUGGUUGUUCACCCACACGGGUACGCUUCGAGGAUGAAUCAGAGAAAGAGGCGGAGUCUCGGUACUUAGACAGGGUGAGACAACGAGGCAGACCUGGGAUGAAGUCCAAGAGUAAGGAAAGUAACACCGAUUCAAGCAGUAGUGGUUCAGAGAGGAGUAGAAGCCAUAGAAGUGUCUCCGUGCCUCCUGCACAGAAGCAAGAAGAUGUGGGUGUCGGUGGUGAGGCCACAACAGUGAUUAAAGAGAUAAUAGUGCUGGUGAAGAAAUGUGAGGCGUGUGGCUCUGUAAUCAGGGAACCUCAACCAGCCUCAUCACUGUCAGAUCCACAGAACAUUGAGCAACAGGUGGGCAACCCAGAGGACCCACGGGGAAAAGCAGUUCCUCGCUGGGUGCCUCCAAACAAACCAGAAGUGAGUACUCGUCCUAAGGCUCCUCUAACUGUCACUUUUGCUGGAGCUUAUGUGCUGGGGGAAAAUAAAGAGAGUAGUACAGGAUGGAAAUCUUCAGGGUUUGGGAAACUUAGGAGAAGGAGCAGGAAAGGAGAAAGCAGGCUAGAGUCUGGCCAUGGCCCUUACGGUCCGUCAUGGGCUCAGCGGCGUAACUCUAAUCCCAGGAACAGAGUGAAUUUGAGCAGAGCCGUUUCCUUCGCCCCUGGCAGUCCCAUCACUCUGGAGCCACAUUUGCUAGAGGCAUCUGGCGGAAUAAGGGAAUCACCUCCCCCUUCUCUUCCUAUAAAGUCAGCUCUGAAGUCAAGCUCAAGGAAUCGCUCUGCUGCAGGUCAGUCCACAGUGCAGUUCCAGAUUACCUCAAAUCAGGGAGGUGAAGGCACGUCUCAGCAUUCAGCCCUCAUAGACUCACCAGAGGCUAGGAGGGAGUCCCCAGUGUCAUUAACCCAAGGGACGCCUGCAACAAGCAGCCCAGUGCCCUGUAUCAGGCCCUCCACUCUGAGGUACUCACCAGCCCGGCUCACCACAGAUAUGCCAGCUGCUGAAGUCUGGGAUGCCACUCCAGAUGGAGCAGCAGGUCUGAGUGGAGACACUGGUCCUGGUUCGGAGUGUCGUACCGCUCUGCGCGGCCUGGCUAUGUCUCGGGCUGAGGAUCUUAGAGCCGAGCUGUUGAGAGCAGAGCAUCUGAAAGCUGAGGCCAUAUGGGAGGAAAACUCUGAUGGGUCCAGAAAGCUGGAUGGACGGCCAAAGCUCUUCCUGCGUCGCUUCUUUUCCUCCAUUGGUUUGAACAGUGUUGGUAGACUAGUGAAAGGAGGCCGCUCCAGCAGUAUGGAACAGCUCAGUAUCCCCACUGCACCCCGGGCCAGCUCAACUUCCCCAAGCCCCACACGCAGACCACAGCCCACCAUCCGCAUACAGAGGACACCCUCUCUGCAGACCUUGAACACGGUGCUGCCACUGGCCCAACUGCGCAAAGCCUCCUCUGUUCAGAGUUUAGAGAGGAGAACAGAGCGUACAACAAUAUUGGGAGAAGUGCAGAUACCAUAUGGCCUGGCACCCAGCCCUGAUAGCCCUCAGCUGGAGCUUCACAGGGCCUUGAGUGUUGAAGACAUACUUGCCUCCAGAAUAGUGCGUCCAGUAGGCCGGGUCACUCAGGCUUUUCCUGAUGGGUCCCUCCUCCUGGAGCUCAUUAGACCCCCAAAUGGUCCUUUUGGUUUUGUCAUCUCAAGGGGCAAAGGUCGACCUGACACAGGUGUAUAUGUCGAGAAAGUGGGUGAUGGUAGUGGUGAAGGCCCUUAUGUAGGUCUCCUGGGCAUUGGCGAUGAAAUUCUACAGGUAAAUGGAGAGGCUGUGGCUGGACUCAGUCUGGACCAGGUGACACGGCUCAUGACACGGGAAAGCAUUGCUUCUCUUCGGAUAAUGCCGGCCCGACGCAACCAGCGCUGAAUGGGAAGAUGGGCAUGGCACACAGCCAUUUCUCCAGUAGCUGUGGAUUAUAAUUGGCCACUGCAAACACUGCUGAUGGACUAUAAAGUAUUGUAGAUAGUCAGUGUAUAUUUCAGGGCAGUUUCAUAUAGCAAAACGGCUACAUGUGAUAACAGGGUUAGAGGUUCAUUUCACAUGAAUGUAACCUGAACAAUAUGACACUACAAGGGACUUUGGAUUAAAAUGGCAAAUGGUUAAAAAUAACAAAUCUAAAACCAAACAAAUGCGCUAGAGUGGACUAGUUAGAAACUGGAUUAGAGAAUAUUGUGAUUCUAAUUCAAAAGUAACACCAGUGAUACUGAUUAAAACCCAGAAUGACUUGUUUUUGAGCAUGACUUUGUGUUUCAUUGUCAUAUUUGGAUUAUUAGGAGUAAUUUCAUCCAAUAUAUAUAUGUUUAUCCCCAUCCUAAAAUCUCUCCAAAUCAAACUCUCUCCAAAUUAAUAAAAGUGACACAUUUUAAUUAGGAAAACAAAGGGGCUACUUUUGCCUGCAUUUUGACAUUUUGACUGCCCUUUUACUCAUGUGAUGUUCUAAUUGUGAUUUAUUUUGCUUUUUGAUAGUUACAACACACAGAGUGAGACACCAUACUGUUCAGUGAGGGUGUGGAACCGUGUUGUGUCACAUGUUUUCAGUUUUAUACAUCCUCAAUAAUCUUGUUUGAUUAUUUCAGGUGAUCAGGAUGUGCCACACAUUUUAUCUUUUGCUCACAAGACCCUCAAACCACGAGCUAUUUGCACAAGCACAAUAUUUCAUUUUUAAAAAAAAAGAAAUAUGGCAUCCUCCUCUGGAUCACAAAUAUGUCUGAGCAAAAAAGCAAAUACUCGUUUCUUCUUUUCAGUCACGUGCUGUAUCGCCUAUUCCUCCAUGAGAUUGA
Thunnus maccoyii (southern bluefin tuna) is the source of this 4940-nucleotide messenger RNA. RefSeq lists its product as uncharacterized. NCBI's taxonomy places the organism in Eukaryota, Metazoa, Chordata, Actinopteri, Scombriformes, Scombridae. The transcript is spliced from 10 exons. Bases 496 to 4026 code for a protein of 1176 amino acids. Gene Ontology annotation, molecular function: protein kinase C binding. The record is from RefSeq and is a predicted model, not a curated record. Gene Ontology annotation, biological process: establishment or maintenance of cell polarity; centrosome cycle; regulation of cellular localization. Gene Ontology annotation, cellular component: cell cortex; apical plasma membrane; nucleus.